Messenger RNA from Balaenoptera musculus (blue whale), 2214 nucleotides. RefSeq names its product serpin family B member 9 (gene SERPINB9). NCBI's taxonomy places the organism in Eukaryota, Metazoa, Chordata, Mammalia, Artiodactyla, Balaenopteridae. The transcript is spliced from 6 exons. Gene Ontology annotation, molecular function: serine-type endopeptidase inhibitor activity. Gene Ontology annotation, cellular component: cytoplasm. The record is from RefSeq and is a predicted model, not a curated record. Bases 5 to 1285 code for a protein of 426 amino acids. Gene Ontology annotation, biological process: negative regulation of endopeptidase activity.
GGGGAUGGGGAGUGGGGCGUGGGUGACAGGUGAGUGUGUAGGCUUACCUAACGUUCAAGCUUUCCUUCCCAGGUUAAAGCUGGAGGAGAGUUAUGCCUUGGAGUCUUUUCUCUGCAGUUCAAGAAUGACCGGUGUGUUUGAGAAGGCCAAGGCCGACUUUCCCGGAAUGUUCACUACGAAGCACGGCCCCAGGUUGCACACAGCACUCGGCGAGGCCAGCAAGGAAGGCAGCGCUCAGCACCGGUGCCGAGCUUCCUUCUCUCCAUCAGGCGCCGCAAAACCAGCAGCAUUUCCUUCUGCGGCAGGUUCUCUUCUCCAGAAAGAGGUGCUUUCUUUAAACACAGAGAAAGACAUUCAUGAGGAUUUCCGGGCACUUCUCACCGAGCUGAACAAGCCUGGCACUCAGUACUUGCUCAGAACGGCCAACAGGCUCUUUGGAGCGAAGACCUGUGAGUUUCUGUCUAUCUUUAAGGAAGCCUGUCUUUGGUUCUACCACACUGAGCUGGAGCAGCUCUCCUUUGCCAAAGCUGCAGAGCCGUCCAGGAAACAGAUAAACGCUUGGGUCUCAAAAAAGACUGAAGGUAAAAUUCCAGAGUUGUUGCCGGGUAACUCAAUUGAUGCGCAGACCAGGCUGGUUCUCAUCAACACAGUCUACUUCAAAGGAAGGUGGAAUGAGCAAUUCAACGAAGCGUACACAAGGGAGAUGCCUUUUAGAGUAAACCGGAAGGAGCAAAGGCCGGUGCAGAUGAUGUUUCAGGAAGGCACGUUUAGACUCGCGCACAUCGAGGAGGUGCAGGCCCAGGUGCUCGAGCUGCCCUACGCGGGGGAGGAGCUGAGCAUGGUCAUCCUGCUUCCUGACGACCACGUGGCUCUGAGCUCGGUGGAAAAACAUCUCACUUUUGAGAAAUUCCUCGCCUGGACCCACCCAGACUGCAUGAAAAGCACAGAAGUGGAAGUUUUCCUCCCGAGAUUUAAACUGGAAGAGGCUUAUGACCUGGGGUCUGUGCUGCAGGGUCUGGGGGUGGUUGACGCCUUCCAGCAGGGCAGGGCUGACUUCUCGGCCAUGUCAGCCGACAGCGACCUGUGUCUGUCCAGGUUUGCGCACAAGAGUUUGGUGGAGGUGAACGAGGAAGGCACGGAGGCCGCGGCCGCUUUGGCCGUGACAGUGGUGGAGUGUUGCCUGGAGUCUGGACCCAGGUUCUGUGCCGACCGCCCCUUUCUUUUCUUCAUCAGGCACAACAAAGCCAGCAGCAUUCUCUUCUGCGGCAGGCUUUCCUCCCCAUAGGGGAUGCACUCACCGUGCGUGGGAGCUUUCCCCUCUCUGUGUCCCCAAAUCCCACUGCACAGCGCCCGGAGGAUGGGCCUGGGCAGGCUCCCACCCGGCUGAAUGAUCCGCCAGCACAAUCCCUCGCUUCUUCCCCUGCUGACCACUUGUUUGUGCUACUUAAGCAGGAUCGCGGGACAGGAGACCUUAACGAUUCCCUGCUGUAUUUGAGAUGCAGCCCAAACCCCACAGGACGGCAGGCAAAGCGCUCCUCUGUGGCCCCAGACUUACUUCCCGCUCAUUCCAUGUACCAUCCUCUCGAGUUACGCUGUGUUCUCAACUCUGGUCACAUACUUGCCUUAGGCCAUGUCAGCAGUAAUAGAUGCUACUCGCUAUCGCUACCAUUUUAUAGAUUUCCUGGUGCUUGUGCUUUUUAGGAAGUUUCUUUAAUGCUCAUUUUCAUUUUAUCUUUCUUUAACGUUCAUUGGUCACCACGAAUGUUCCAAAUACCGCAUCAGGUGCUGGGGCCGCAAAGGGGUGGAGUCACGGUCCCCUGGCACCUGCCUGCUAGUGCCCAUGCCGGAAUUAGGCAGCUUUGAGGACAACCAGGCUGGACUAGGUGAUGCCCUUAAACUUACCAUGUGACCCCUUGUAGGGAUCACACCUUUCUUCGUGUUACUGUAUUUCUGCACCUCAAACUCUAACGGUAAAAAUUCCAUUCAACCGUUAAAGCUCCAAUGUCUUCUUCUCCGAGAAAUGUUUCCUUUUCUGCGUAACCAGACGUGCGUCUUUGAACUCUCACUGCACCAAGGGAGGGCAUGUCUCUUAUGGUAGUUGCGUUCUCCAGCUAGACUCUAAGUUCUUCAGGGGUUGGGACUGUGUUUUACACAUCAGUGUGCCACUUAUUGUGCACCGAUAAGCAGUUUGAUCUUUGAUGAGCUCUGUGACUU